This is a messenger RNA of Botrytis porri, 468 nucleotides long. RefSeq lists its product as uncharacterized. The record is from RefSeq and is a predicted model, not a curated record. Lineage: Eukaryota; Fungi; Ascomycota; Leotiomycetes; Helotiales; Sclerotiniaceae. The transcript has 3 exons. Bases 1 to 468 code for a protein of 155 amino acids.
AUGUUUACUUUUUCAAACGGAUUACCCGGGUUACACGGCUUGCGACAGCUUGGAAUAUGUACCGAUACUACCGAUAUUAUAGGCAUGUACGGUAACACUAAGGUAAUCUUGGCCGUGGUACCGGCGCCAUGGAUCUUUCCUUUUCAACGCAAAUUUGAGUUUCAUAUUGGAUUACUGUGUGAGACUUCCCUGCCGAAGGGCGAAAGUGAUAAACUCGAAGACGCUCGCCAUUCAAGAGCCUUACGAGGCAUCUCAAUAUCUUGGAGUCACAAUGGUCCAGCAAAUCGCAGUCUGGGACAUUAUGAAAAUAGCAUCAAGCCUUCGGAAAACUUUUGGAAAACUUUUGCUGAUAGCUUCUAUAGCUCGUCGCUCGGCGAGCGAGUGAUAGCGGCCCCUAACUACCUGGAUGAAUUUCGCCCAUUACCAAGAGUAUACAUGCUUGAAGAAGAUUCCAAAUAUUAUAGUUGA